Messenger RNA from Blepharisma stoltei, 1781 nucleotides. NCBI's taxonomy places the organism in Eukaryota, Ciliophora, Heterotrichea, Heterotrichida, Blepharismidae. The record is from the annotation of a GenBank genome assembly.
AUGAGCGAUUAUUCAGUCCAAUUCGAAGAAGAGGAACAAAACCCAAACGAAGAUUUUACUCACUCCCCUUUUAAAUUAGAACUAAUAUAUUUUUUUUUGAAUUUAAAGAUGGGCUAAUUAUUAUCUAUACAAAUUUAUAAAAUUUUAAAAAAUAUAAACGAGCACAUAUUUAAAUUUUAAUUAAUUUUAUGAAUAAUUCAUUAAAAAAUUAGAUUAUUCAGCGUAAAAACAAUUUAAUGAUACUCUACUUGCUCUUUUUUCCAUUAAAUUAGGUCAAAACUAUUAUAUAAAAUUAGUAAUUUAACUAUAAAAUUUACCGUAGAGAAAUUAAAAUUUUGUUUUAAAAAAUGAAAAUUUUUCUGGUAUUUUUGUUUCGAUUUUUAGGGAAAGUCAAGAAAUCCAUUCCCCUCAAAAUAUGCAAAAUUCAAUAGAGUUUACUAACUCUUCCUCCGUGAGUGAGCAAAACUAUUGGAAAAAUCCCUAUUUUUUGGAUAAAAACCCUUAAUAUCAAAAUUUUUUAUGAAAAAAAAAUUGAUGUAUAAGUGAUAACUAUUAUAAUGAAAUCUCUGGCUAAUUCUGUUCGAUAAUAAACAGCUUGUAUUCUAAAAUAUAAUUUUUGCAAAUUAAAUUAAUUUUUACUUGUAAAUUUUUGCGCUAAAUUUUGAAAAAACAAUCACUCUAAAAUUUAUAUAUAAAUUUUAAAAAAAAAUUAAGUGAACAAAAUUUUUUGUUCACUUACAGAGGGGAGGAGUAAAAGUCCAAGCCACUCCAAAUCGAAACCCGUUUUAUCAAAACUAAAAGAUGAAUCCACCACUAUUGUUGCUGAGGAUCCUGUGACUUUACAAUCCCUUCGUCGAGAAAACACCAAACUCCGAGCUGAAUUAAAAGAUUUAAAUCAAAGGCUCAACACUUUCAUAGAAUUAGCUGAAUUCAAUAAAAAGCAAAAACCUGUAAUAAUCAACGACGAAGCUUUGCAAAUUGAACUUGAUAGCGCUAAAAAGAAAUUAGUGCUUUAUGAGUAAACCCCAUAUAGAAAUGAAAGCAAAAACCUGUUAGAUCGAGUAAUCCAAAUCUCUGAUCCUGAAUAUGAAGUCAGGCUAAAAGACUGGAUUAGUGAAUACGAAGGUAUCCUACAGUCAAAAGAUAUGCAGAUGAGGAUUAAUGAGCUUAAACAAUAUAAACGAGAUAAGGCACUAAACAACAUUACUGAAACCGGCGAAACCUCUCAGCUGAGGCAAGAGUUUGCACAUCUCAGCUCAGAAAUUGAAGUAGUCAGAAUCAAGCUACAAAAAGUUGAAGAAAAGCAAGCAUUUACCGAUAAAAGAUAUAAAGAAAUCACCGACUUAAUUGAACAAUAUAAUGAUGAGCAGAAAACUCUUUUACAGCAUCCUUAUGUCAAAGAUGCUGAAAAAUUAGAAAAUGAGCAAGCUGAUAAGGAAAAGCAUAAAAAUUUAUGGAAAAAAUACUGUGUGAGGGAAAGAGAAUAUAAAACAAAAAUAAGAGACUUAAGCCAAAAAAUAAGCGAACUAGAAGAAGCCAUUGAGAAAAUCGACAAAAAAGAAGUGAAAAUUAAAAGUGACAUCCAAGAAAAAGACCUUUUUUUGAAAAAAUUCCAAAAUGAUAUUGGAAAUAUGAAAGAAUUUGUCAUGAAGUCAAUUUCAGGCAAUGCUUUCAGAUCUAGCAUAGGAGCCUCUGUUAAAGAUUUGCGUGAGUUUUACCUUGGGCCUACUAGUACAAAGAGUGCUACGAUCACUCCUAAGCCUAAACUUCGAAUCAGGUAG